Echinostoma caproni is the source of this 693-nucleotide messenger RNA. The record is from the annotation of a GenBank genome assembly. Lineage: Eukaryota; Metazoa; Platyhelminthes; Trematoda; Plagiorchiida; Echinostomatidae.
AUGUUUUGCUAUGUCGUGUUCCGCAUCAUAGCACACUAUAAACAAAACAGUGGAGGUUUCACAAACGUGAACGAUGAAAUUUUCCAACCGCUUCUUGUGUCUUGUGCUGUUCACUUGUAUUGUGGUGUCAACGACAAUUGCACAACCCUACGAUCCGAAGAAUGUGAUGGCAUUGUGCUGCUGAGUGAAGAAGCACGUAAGUUGCAAGCUUUCCUGGAUAGCUUGAGUACCAGCGCAGCUAUGUUCGGUAUGCGCUUUUCACCUUCAAAAUUGACCGUAAUCGUGAACGACAACGGACCGGGUGGAAUUCAGUACAAAUUUUGUGCGGAGUUGUUAACUCGAGCGGAAUUUCCAAUUACACAAAAGGAAUCGAAAGGUUAUCAUUUACUCAAUUUGGCCAAACCGGGUUACUCCAUCCCCGCCGUGCUCAACCAGUCCAAGCAUUGGAGAGAAGUGGACGAGCCGACCGCUUGUCUGGUCAAUGCGACACACUUGAACUCGGUGUUCUAUCUGCUCAACCCGGAACUGUUGAUUGUGGACGUGCGGGAUUCGGACCCACAUGUCUAUCAGACGGACAAAUUGAUGCGCAAAGACGCAUCCAUUAUUCGCCUUUCCCGAAACAGUUUUGCUUAUCUGUCCGAGCAACAGCAGCCACCACCACCACAGCCGUUCAGUUUACCCAGUUUGACAUGA